This is a messenger RNA of Nicotiana attenuata, 1541 nucleotides long. RefSeq names its product F-box/FBD/LRR-repeat protein At1g13570-like. The transcript is spliced from 3 exons. The coding region runs from base 25 to 930 and encodes 301 amino acids. Gene Ontology annotation, molecular function: protein binding. NCBI's taxonomy places the organism in Eukaryota, Viridiplantae, Streptophyta, Magnoliopsida, Solanales, Solanaceae. The record is from RefSeq and is a predicted model, not a curated record.
UUUGAUUGGCGAGAAUAUUAUCAUAUGAUGCCUCCUGACUACAAAAAACAUUGUAGUAAAACUUUACUUCUCGAUAUGCUUAGCAACCUUCCCGAGAAUGUAAUUGAUGAUAUUCUUACGUGUUUGCCUUUACGAGAUGCUGUGAGGACAAGCAUCUUAUCGAAGCAAUGGAGGCGUAACUGGUGCAGACUUCCAGUGUUAACGCUUGAUCAAGCACUUUGGGAAACAACAAAUAACUCAAUACCCCUUGCAAUUCGGUUUAAAGACAUUAUCUACGACCUUUUGACCCUCCAUGUCGGACCAAUUACUAAGUUUACCCUCUCGAGUAUUGCCAAUCUGGGAAAUUACCCUAAAAUUGACAACCUGGUAUCUUUCCUCUCAAGAAAUGGCAUUCAACAUCUUUCUCUUCAAUUUCCCAAGGAUAACCCAUACAAAUUGCCUUCUUCAUUUUUCACAUGUUCGCAAAUGAGACAUUUGAGACUCCAAAAUUGUUCAAUUCAGCCUCCAUCUGCCUUCAGAGGAUUUGAUGAGUUAGUUAGCCUUGAACUGUAUGACAUAACAUUUUCAUCCGAAUUGCUUAAUAUUUUAAUCUCUCGUUGCCCGUUGCUCGAGAAGUUGGUGCUGCAAAUCUCAAGUAUUUUAAACCACAUCCAAAUUGAUGCUCCCAAGUUGAGAUCCUUCGACUUCAGUGGCGGUAUAAAUGAUAUUUCGUUGAUGAAAGCACCUCUUCUUGUGAAACUUUCACUUUUUAAUACAGCAGUACCUUCUGGGGAGGCUGGACAACUUGAUCUUGCCAAUUACUUUGCGUCUUUUCCUGCCUCGAGCAUCUCAACUUGGAUUACCUUAGUGUCCAGUUCUUGGCUGCAGCAUCAGGCAACGUACCAGCAAAGCUUUCCUCUCCUCUUCAUUGUCUUAAACAUCUUUGCUUAACCACCAUUUGUCUGGAUGAAUUAGCUGAGCUGUCGUAUGCUCUUUGCUUGAUAAGAAGCUCCCCGUAUUUACAAGAUAUUCAAAUGAAGGUGUAUUAUGUGGCAUUGGAUAAAUUGAUUGAUCCUGUGCCCGGUGAUGUUGUCAAUGAUAUUCCUGCAAGCUUCUCAGGUGUGACACUAAAUCACCUCAGGGUUGUUAAGCUUGAAGGUAUUACAGGCACAAAGCCUGAAAUUGAGCUUAUCAAGCUUCUAUUAGCCAAGUCUCCCGUGCUGGUGAAAAUGCUAAUCCAGCCCAACACAGGAAAAGUAUUUGCUGAAACGAGGCUAAAGAUAGUUGCAGAGAUAACAAAAUUUCCAAGAGCAUCACCUAAAGCAGAAGUUCACUAUAACAUAGAUAACAAUCUUGUUUGAUCGCUAGUCUUUUAUCAUACAAUGAUAUUGGCGUAAAUUUUUGUAAGUUAAGAUGAACAGAUGUUAGUUAUGGUGUAUGCUGUAGAAUAUUGGCUGUGUUUUGCGAACAUACACCAAACUUCAUGUUGAUGUUCUGGUAAGGCUGUUUACAUUGUUAAAAAGCUAAGGGUGUUCACAUUUCAUUCUGAACUUAAAUGAUGU